This is a messenger RNA of Chelonia mydas (Green sea turtle), 2298 nucleotides long. RefSeq names its product calsequestrin 2 (gene CASQ2). NCBI's taxonomy places the organism in Eukaryota, Metazoa, Chordata, Testudines, Cheloniidae. The transcript is spliced from 11 exons. Bases 395 to 1588 code for a protein of 397 amino acids. Gene Ontology annotation, molecular function: calcium ion binding. Gene Ontology annotation, biological process: regulation of cardiac muscle contraction by regulation of the release of sequestered calcium ion. The record is from RefSeq and is a predicted model, not a curated record. Gene Ontology annotation, cellular component: sarcoplasmic reticulum lumen.
AAUCUCAAUCUCCUCCACUCCCUCUCCCUCGCUCAGAUGAUGCAGAGUGCCAGCAAGUCCCUCAAUGGUGUCAUAUCUGUCCUUUUUAUUCAUUGCAGGGUUUAUUUUUAGCCUGAAACAACUGCUUCCUAAAAAUGGAGUUCCUAAUGACACAGGAGCUGGGCAGAGCUAUGUAAGGUAUCCAGGGCUUGGCCUCGCAGCUUCUCCUGUCUGUCUCUUUGUCUUCAGCCCAGGACUGCAAAGUUUGCUGCUUCCCACUGGCCUGGAUUGAUCAUUAGGAAGGCAGAGGAAACAUACACUAAGUUCAAACUUCACCCUGAGACUCUGGUUUCUGCUGGCUCUUUUUCCUUCCCUUCUCAGAUAUAUAAGAAAAGACACCCCACACUAUCUCCCAAUGAAGAUAGCUUGCUGGCUACUGGCAGGUUCUUACCUGUUCUUCUGCUGCAGGGCUGAAGAGGGACUGGACUUCCCCACCUACGAUGGGAAGGAUCGGGUGUUUGACCUGAACGAGAAGAACUACAAGCAGGCCCUGAAGAAGUAUGACGUGCUCUGCCUACUCUUCCAUGAGCCUGUGGGCUCUGAUAAAGUCUCUCAGAAGCAGUUCCAGAUGACAGAGAUGGUUCUGGAGCUGGCUGCCCAGGUCCUGGAAAUGAAAGGUUUCGGCUUUGGGUUUGUGGAUUCCAAGAAAGAUGCAAAACUAGCCAAAAAGCUGGGUUUGGAUGAAGAGGGAAGCCUCUAUAUCUUCAAGGGGGAGCGUAUGAUUGAAUUUGACGGGGAACUGGCUGCAGAUGUCUUGGUUGAAUUCCUCCUGGACUUGCUGGAGGACCCCGUGGAAAUCAUCAACAGCAAGCUGGAGCUACAGGCCUUCGACCGCAUUGAGGAUGAGAUCAAACUCAUUGGCUACUUCAAAGGAGAAGACUCUGAACAUUACAAGGCAUUUGAAGAAGCAGCGGAACACUUCCAGCCAUCCAUCAAAUUCUUUGCCACCUUUGACAAAGGGGUUGCAAAGAAACUAGCUCUGAAGCUGAAUGAGGUGGAUUUCUACGAGCCAUUCAUGGAUGAGCCAGUUCAUGUCCCCGACAAGCCUUACACAGAAGAGGAGCUGGUUGAGUUUGUGAAGGAGCACAAAAGAGCCACCCUGAGGAAGCUGCGUCCAGAAGACAUGUUUGAGACCUGGGAGGAUGACCUGGAUGGAAUCCACAUUGUGGCCUUCGCCGAAGAAGACGACCCGGAUGGCUUUGAGUUCCUGGAGAUUCUGAAGCAAGUCGCCAAGGAGAACACCAACAAUCCUGACCUUAGCAUUGUGUGGAUCGACCCUGAUGACUUUCCUUUGCUCAUCACCUAUUGGGAGAAGAUCUUCAAGAUCGACCUAUUCAAGCCACAGAUCGGGGUGGUAAAUGUCACAGAUGCAGACAGUGUUUGGAUGGAAAUCAAGGAUGAUGAUGACCUGCCCACAGCGGAGGAGCUGGAAGACUGGAUAGAGGAUGUGCUCUCUGGGAAGAUAAACACGGAAGAUGAUGACGAUGACGACGACGACGACGACAAUGAUGACGACGACGAUGAUGACGACGACGAUGAUGAUGAUUAGAUUUGACUCUGUACAGUCUGUCUUCUGGACAGUGAGCCAUUUUCACUUGCGGCAGGUUGCUGUGCCUUCUAAACGGCUGUCCCGCCUCCUCGGCCUUAUGAAGACUGUUUCCAGCGGUCACAGAACACCCGUCUCCUCCUCCUUUCCCAUCCCUCCUGCUCCCCACGCCAAAAAAACUGCUUGGCCUGGUUUCCAGAGGUUCUGCACACCCCCAGCUCUCAGUGAAAUCAGCGACAGCUGCAGAUGCUCAGUACUGCUGAAAAUCAGGCCUCACCGGUAUGGACAACAGAAAUCUGCAGGGAAUUUCCCCUGACGUUUCUGUGAGUUACUGCUGGGUAGUGGGUAGAUGGUAGAGGGCCUUUCUUCAUGCCACCAAAGGGCAUGGGGAACUAAUUUCUAUUCCCAUGAUAAUCGGCCUCUUAUAUUUUAAGACCUAAUCUCAUUGUAAGACAUCAGGAAGGUCACUGAAAAAUACUGCCAAUUUCAUUAAACAAAACAUCCUUCACAUCUGCUCAGCUAAACAGCACAGCAGAGACCACAGUAUCCCACAAACUCUGCUCUGGGUGUCUGGUACUUCUUCACUGAUGACAUCAUAAACACCGUGGGGUGUUUUUGUUUUUUUUUAAGGAUGGUAGUUAAAAUCUCAAUUAUCUGUAUAAUGAAAGAAUAUUCCCUUUGUGCAGAGCUGUGCAAAAAAAUUGCACCCAAAC